This is a messenger RNA of Triticum turgidum subsp. durum (durum wheat), 708 nucleotides long. NCBI's taxonomy places the organism in Eukaryota, Viridiplantae, Streptophyta, Magnoliopsida, Poales, Poaceae. The record is from the annotation of a GenBank genome assembly.
AUGCCUCCAUGGACAAAGCAUCUCACAAUGGCCUCCUCUUCCUCCUUGUUUCUCCUUGCCGUGCUUCUUGCGGUGGUCUCAUGGCAGGCCACUGCCUAUGACCCUAGCCCUCUGCAAGACUUCUGCGUCGCCGACAUGAAGUCACCUGUGCGAGUUAAUGGAUUUCCUUGCAAGGACCCAAUGGCCGUCAACCCGGAAGAUUUCUUCAAUCUAGCCAUGCUUGACAAACCUAGGGAUACUAAGAACAGCAAGGUUGGGUCCAACGUCACCAACAUUAACGUCAUCAAUUUUCCUGGCCUCAACACCCUUGGUAUCUCGCUGGCACGCAUCGACUAUGGACCAUUGGGCGUGAACACACCACAUAUACAUCCCCGUGCCACUGAGCUCCUUACUGUGCUUGAGGGAACUCUCUACCUUGGAUUUGUCACAUCCAACCCAAAUAGGCUCUUCUCCAGGGUGGUCAAGAAGGGUGACGUAUUUGUGUUCCCGAAGGCAAUGAUCCACUUCCAAAUGAAUCUAGCGCAUGACAAGCCAGCAGCUGCGUUGUCAUCACUCAGCAGCCAAAACCCAGGAGUUAUUUCUAUUGCCAAUGCAGUCUUUGGAUCAAACCCACCCAUUUCGGAUGAUGUUUUGGCCACGGCGUUUCAGGUGGAAAAGAAACUGAUUGAUUGGCUCCAAUCUCAGUUCUGGGAGAAUAACCACUACUAA